Molecule: messenger RNA, 675 nt
Organism: Penicillium egyptiacum
Lineage: Eukaryota; Fungi; Ascomycota; Eurotiomycetes; Eurotiales; Aspergillaceae
Source: the annotation of a GenBank genome assembly
AUGCCUGAGGUCCCUUCGGGGACUAAAUCGUCUCGUUCAAGUCCUCCCCACGAUAUCCUCGAUUCCCGCGCGGAACGAACCUGGCCUGGAAAUAAUUGGCCAGAGUACAAGGGGGAGGCAACGCAUAACAUCCCGGAAGAGUGUGAGAGACUCUUCUGUGACAGACUGUCUGCGACAUUCCUGGGUGAGAGGAAUUUCGUGGGACAGGAGUCGCUGGGGAUGGAUGCGUUCUCAAAUGUGCAGUCAAAGCAAAUCGAGCACCAGCAUAAUCGAAUCCAGCGAUGGAUAGAGGUGUGGGAUUACUCUAGUGAUGCGAUCUACCGCGGAUUUGUGGCUGAACACAACAAAGAGCGGACACUGUUCGUCUUCUUCGAGGACCGUGCACUUGAACACGGCCUCAAAUCUGGUGACUGUCCUUCAUACGUGUUUGAUCACCUGCUGACCUUGGCCUCCGUUAGCUUGAUCGCUCUGUUUGAACUUGCUGAUAUUGCCACCUUUGGGUGUUCGCAAAUAGUGGCAUGUGUCAGUCGCUCACAGCGCACAGAUGAAAUGGAGCUCGUGCGAAGUCUAGGAUGGUGUGGAUUCAACCUCACCACCUUGGCACCCUGGGUCUCAGGCAGUGAGGAAGGGCCAUGCCUUAGUAAUAAAUGGCUUUUCUUGGUUGCCGAAGUCUAG